AUGGAACUUGGGGUCGAAAACAACGAGGGUCAAGAUCCGGCAGAAGAUGCUGCCGUAUCCGAAGUGCGUCGCCGCAACAAGCGCACCAAGACUCCCAUCGCGUGCGUGCCGUGCCGGAUGACAAAGACCCGAUGUGUUCUGGUGCAAGGCCACGAGUCUUGUGAGGCCUGUCUCAAGAAGUCUCGGACGUGUGUCCAGCCCGGACCGGCAAAACCGCGCACUAAGUCGUCGCAGAAGAUCAGCGAGCUCGAAAGCAAGAUUGCGUCGCUCUCAUCCGCAUUGUCGGCGAGACAGCCUCAGGACCACCAACAACUAGGAGAGUCCAGUGUCUCUGGGACGCCGACGCAGUCCGUGUCGUCGGAACGGUCGAGAGACUUUUCGCUCUCGUUCCGCCGUCCGACAUGGGAACAUUUGCAUGAGUCCCAGUCGAAGCAGCACUAUUCCGCUCCACCAGCCGAUCUUGACGUCGUGGACCGGGGAUUGCUCGAUGUACCCACGGCCGAGGUUCUUCUCGACCAUUGGAACACCUCCAUGCGCCCGAUCUUGCCCAUUGUCGCACUCUCCGGGAAGAACCUGCACGAGUGCAGAAGGACGAAGCCGAUGCUAUUCCUGGCCAUUCUGAGCGUCGCCAGCGCCUCGAUCUUGCCGUCUUUCCAGUCCCCGCUGGUCAAAGAACUGAAACAUCAGCUGGCCAAGCAGAUUCUGGAACAAGGAAGACGAUGUCUCGAUCUCGUCCAAGCGUGCCUUUUGUACUCGCAGUACUACACCCACGAUCCGGACUCACCGCAUGCUUUGCCGACGCAGUUUGUCUCCGCGGCCAUUACGAUGUUGUGCGAUCUUGGGGUGGUCGAACACAUCACCGUUGCGUCGGGUCCUAACAAGGACGAAGCAAGGGAGGUGGCCCGGGCAUAUCUGGCGUGCUGUAACGCCACGUUAUUCCGGCAGCAAAAUCUUAUGCCUCCAUCGAGUCGUCUCGAAGCGUGCAUCAACGUCUUGUUGACGGCACUUCCCGUGACUCCCUCAGAUGCCCUGCUCUGCAGCCUCGUGCGACUACAAGUUAUCCUCGACAAUGUCUCCAAUACUUUCGACUCGGGAGACAAGAAAGCGGAUGGGGACUUUGACAGUCCGACCGUCCAGUACCAGCUGAGAACCUUCCAGGAGCGCUUACGGAGCUGGGAGGCCUCGACGCCGGAGUUCGUCGACGACCGCUUGAAAAGGUGCUUGGUGCAGUUCGCCAACAUGUGUCUCCACCAGACCGCCGUGCGAUGCUACAUGCACAAAUCGUUCGCAUGCGAUGCCGCCGGAAAUUUUCACGCGUCCGACGUCACGCUCAGCUCCCAGCACGUCAGUUCAAUCUGCAGCUGCAUAGACUCGAGCCAGACAUUACUCGACGCGUACCUAUCGCUCGACAGUCGCCUGGCCCGAGCGCUCCCCAACCACUAUCUCAUGUGGACCUUGUAUGCAGCGGUUGCUCUUAUUAAGAUUACCCCGUUUAGAGAGGCGAUGAGGGACCGGACCCCGGCGGCACAUCCCGAAGAAGCAUCCGCCGUGUCUCAUCUAGACGCAAUGCUAAGCAAGAUCUCGGAGAUCACACAAGACGGAUAUCUCCCGCAGGCCCGGACCUGGGGCAUGGCGUUCGCCAAGCUCCGACUGUGGUACCUGCACAAGAAACAGGUGUGCAUCAGCUCCAGCGGGCGGUGUGACGCUGGCAGCGAUGACGGACCCGUCUACAGUGUCUUUGGAAACGGGAACGAGCGGCAAUCGCCGACGGAGGUCCCGGGCGUAGUUCACGGGGGAUCGGCACCCCCGUCGCUACUAUCUAUCCAGAGCCUGACUGAAAAUGGGACGACUCCUGAUCAGUCAAGUAGGCAAGCAACGUCAAUAGGCCCGUAUGGACCCCCUGCCGCCGCCGCCGCCGCCGGCGUAUUCGGUGCUGGUCCCUUGCAGUCGCCGACAUCCACGCCCGGCGGACGGCCGCGACAGCCCUUUGAUGCCACCACAGCUUCGGCCGAGGCGGCGUACGACCCUUUCAGCUAUGCCGGAACGAACUGGGACGAUUUGUUCCUCGACACGAACUCGUUCCGAGAGUUCGAAUCUCUCCUGAUGGACGACUCAGAUUCUUGGUUGAAGAUGUUGAUCUGA
This is a messenger RNA of Fonsecaea erecta, 2142 nucleotides long. RefSeq lists its product as hypothetical. Gene Ontology annotation, molecular function: transcription cis-regulatory region binding; zinc ion binding; DNA-binding transcription factor activity, RNA polymerase II-specific. The coding region runs from base 1 to 2142 and encodes 713 amino acids. The transcript is spliced from 3 exons. Gene Ontology annotation, biological process: regulation of DNA-templated transcription. Lineage: Eukaryota; Fungi; Ascomycota; Eurotiomycetes; Chaetothyriales; Herpotrichiellaceae. Gene Ontology annotation, cellular component: nucleus. The record is from RefSeq and is a predicted model, not a curated record.